GGGCGGCCGGGCGCGGCGGCGGCGGCGGCGGCCAGACCCGGGCGGCGGGCGGGCGGGCAGCGGCCCCGGCCCGCGUCUGCGCCCCUCCUGGUCCGGGGCGCCGCGCGCAGCCAUGGUGGGCCGGCUGAACCUGCAGGAUGUGCCCGAGCUCGUGGACACGAAGAAGAAGGGCGACGGCGUCCUGGACAGCCCGGACUCGGGGCUGCCGCCCAGCCCCAGCCCCGGCCACUGGGCGCCCGCGGCGGCGGGGGGCGGCGGGGAGCGCGGCCCGGCGCCCGGAGCGCUGGAGCCCGACGCGGCGGCGCCCGCGGCCCCGAGUCCAGCCUCGCUCCCCACCCCGCCGGCCUCCGCCUGCGCCCCGAGGCUCUGUCCCCUGUCCUUCGGCGAAGGCGUGGAGUUUGACCCUUUGCCGCCGACGGAAGUGAGGUACACGUCCUCGGUCAAGUACGACUCGGAGCGGCACUUCAUCGCCGGCGUGCGCCUGCCGCUGGGCCUGGCCGUGGCCUCCUGCAGCCAGACGGUCACCUGCAUCCCCGACUGCACCUGGCGCAGCUACAAGGCGGAGCUGCGCUUCGAGCCGCGGCCCCGGCCCGCGCGCUUCCUCAGCACCACCAUCGUCUACCCCAAGAGCCCCAAGGCCGUCUACACCACCACCCUGGACUACAACUGCCGCAAGGCGCUGCGGCGCUUCCUGUCCAGCGUGGAGCUCGAGGCCGCCGAGCUGGCCGGCGGGGACUGCCUCUCGGACGAGUGCUGACCCGGCGGGGUGGGCCGGCCCGGCUCCCGGCUCCCGGCUCCCGGCUCCUCUGCAGCCGCCGCCCGGCCCGGCCCGGCCCCGGCCUCCGCGAGAGGCCCUCUGCGCCCGGCCUGGGGAGGGAGGCGUCGGCGUCGUAGAAGGAUGAGGGGGUUGGUUCUUUAGGUGCUUCGUUGGGAAAAGGGGUGUCUUUCUAGUUGGCUGCUGCACAUUCCCCCCCCCCCCCCCCCCCCCCCCCCGAGUCUGGGUCUGAUGAGAGCAGCGGGAGAAGGGCCGGGUUCGAACCAGGGAGGGGGGUGGUCUCUCCGGUGGACGGUCUGUCGGAGGAGGGGGAGGGGGAGGGAGGGAGGGGGGAAGCCGUGGAGCUGUCAGCCCGGCCCUCCCUCGCUGCGCCCAGCGGCGCCCCCUCCGGAGCCGGGCCGCCCAUGUGGGCCCAAUCUGUGCAGCGCGGGCCGUUCCGUGUUCUAUUUCCAUCCCCGCUCCCACUUCCUGUUAACCGAAAAGCUUGGAAUUCGCGCAGUUUUUUUCACGACACCAAAAAGCCCCAGACGGCAGAAGGAGGUUUUUUUAAAGAGAGGGAGGGCUCUCCUGUGCUCACCUCCUCCGCGGGGCCAGGCGGACGGUGGCCGGGGCUGGAGGCCGCAGCCUUGCCCCGGUCCCUCCGGUCCCUCCGGGCCCGGGCCCUGGAGAGCGCCUCGCACCCGGGCACCAGGUGGCGUCGCCACAGGCCUGGGUGUGUGGGGCUCCCAAACGCUUCCCUGUGUUUUCACGUGGCCACACACGGCAGAGAGAAGCGGCUUUUUUUAAAAGGGCUUUUGGGGGCUCCACGAGGGGGCUCCCCCCAGGCCUGACCCCACCUGGGGGCGGAUGUCUGUGUCUGUGACCGGGUCCAUCAGCAUGGGCCCUGGGCCAGCUGCUCUAGGACCGACCGUGUCCGCAUGGCAGAGGCGUUCUGCCAGGGCCUUAGGUCCAGGCCGAAGGCAAGGAAAUGCCCCCACCCCCCACCCCCGCCUCCUGUGAGGAAAAGGUGAGUCCCCCUCCGAAAGCUGGGCCCUGCCCUGCCGGUUCCAUCCCGUAGCGUUCGCUGUAGAGUAAGAGGCUCCGGCCUGUGAGCCAGAGAAGCUCGGUGAGUCCCGCUGAGCUGGCCUCGGGGGCAGGGGCCGUGGCCGGGCCAGGAGGGAGCCGGGGCCAGGCUGCCUCUGCCUUCACCCCUGCCCGCCCUGCCUCACCCAACCCUCACUUCUUCCUGCCAAUCCCCGAGGCUCCUGAGGGAAGAGAGUGGCAGUUGCUGUUUCUCUUCCCAUUCGGGAAAGAAGGAACCGAGGAUGUUUCCUCUGAACACAUCCAAACUGUCCAGGGCCUGAGGGUGACGGGGUUUUGUCAGCCUGGGCUCCGCCGUUCCUGUGGCUCCUGCGGACGGCUUUGUCCGUGGGCCCUGAGAGCCGGAGUGACGGCUGUGCGGGUGCCUGGAGCCACAGCAGGGGCGGCUGACCUGGGAAGAGCCGGUGUGAGCAGGGGUGGGGUGAACGCACCCACUGAAAGUUAUUGGGGGCCGAUGGAGCCAGGGGGUCUGGUGUCCUGCUCACUGGGAACCCUGGGUGGUCACCCUGGGUGGUCGGUCUGCGGUGCUCCUGGCUGAAGGCGAGCAUCCUCCCUGGGGAGCCUGCAGGGGGCGCUGGACUUCCUGAGUUUGCCGGAUGGGGCUGGGGAAGGGGGUGUCCCAUCAGAGGGGCCCUGCCGUCUCCUUAGUCACACCGAGCAACAAAUGCUCCCUGUGUUUGGAAAAGCAAAUCACACGGCAUUUAUGAUAAACACGGAUUUUCCUCUCCAAUCCCAUGGUCUGUAUCAUGUAGGACACACGGCACAUGUGAUUUUUAAAGGAUGUCGAGAGGAUUCCCAAGGCUCUGCUCCGGCCCCGGGGACAGACACCUUGAGGGAGCUCAGAGCGCCGGGUGGGCAGCCGUCCAGAGGGCCGGGCCGGGCAGCCGGCCGCGCGGGGCCUGUGCAGGGGGGUGGGGUAAGCUCAGGCCGGUCACCGGGCGGGGAGAGACCUGAAUGAGACCGGGAAAGUAAGUAGGAUGAGCGGCUGUGGGUGGGUAAUGCACAUGGAAAGGCAGGUUGUAGUUUAAGUUAUUCUCCGGGGAACCAACGCGAGUUCUUCCCAGGCCUUUUCCUUCAAACCCGCUCGGCUGGACGCCGCAGAAAAGCAGUCUCGUGAGGACACAGCGGGACACCUGGGCGGGUGAGGGACUCCGGCGGACGGCGGGUUCCUGUCGGUGUGCAGGGCGGAAGCAACGCUUUUUAAGACUCUCGCUGAGGCCAGACGCUCCUGAGCACCCCCGGGAGACUCCGUUUUCUGGCGAAUCCACGUCUCCUCAGGCUCUGGAGCGAUGGCUUUCGUGUAAGAAGGGUGAUGGGUGACCUCAGAAAGACGUUUUACUUUCAAAGCCGGACUUUUAAGAAAGAACGAUGACCUGGUCAGCGGAAACUUCUGUUUCUCACCUUAGGAAACCCAGGAUAGCAUUUGGCAAAAACUAUUUUUUAAAAUUUCUCUUUGACCUCUGUUCCCCCCCCCCCCCCACUCUCCAUUUUGCUUUGUGACGUCUUCAUUUAACAAUAAAUUAUCUUUUAAAAA
Messenger RNA from Pipistrellus kuhlii (Kuhl's pipistrelle), 3389 nucleotides. It is a transcript of the gene RFLNB, whose product is annotated as refilin B. Gene Ontology annotation, cellular component: actin filament bundle. Gene Ontology annotation, molecular function: filamin binding. Gene Ontology annotation, biological process: negative regulation of bone mineralization involved in bone maturation; actin filament bundle organization; negative regulation of chondrocyte development. The record is from RefSeq and is a predicted model, not a curated record. The transcript has 3 exons. The coding region runs from base 113 to 757 and encodes 214 amino acids. NCBI's taxonomy places the organism in Eukaryota, Metazoa, Chordata, Mammalia, Chiroptera, Vespertilionidae.